AUGGCCAAACCUAUUGUCUUUUUCGAUAUCGCAAUCAAUGGCGCCCCCAAGGGCCGCAUCACCUUCGAGCUCUUCUCCGACAUCACACCCAGGACCGCCGAGAACUUCCGCGCCCUUUGCACUGGCGAAAAGGGAUUCGGAUACAAGGGAAGCUCUUUCCACCGUGUGAUCCCGGAGUUCAUGCUGCAGGGUGGUGACUUCACCCGUGGAGAUGGCACCGGCGGUCGAUCGAUCUACGGCGAGACGUUCCCCGACGAGAACUUCCAGUUGAAGCACACUGUCCCCGGUCUUCUCUCCAUGGCCAAUGCUGGCCCGGGCACAAAUGGCUCUCAAUUCUUCAUCACCACUGUUCCCACCCCUUGGUUGAAUGGAGCCCACGUUGUCUUUGGCAAAGUUAAGGAGGGUAUGGAGCUGGUCAAGCUAAUUGAAUCCUACGGAUCCGAUGAGGGUGACACCAGUGCCAAAAUCCAAAUUAUCGAGUCUGGUCAGCUUUCAUGA
Aspergillus nomiae NRRL 13137 is the source of this 498-nucleotide messenger RNA. RefSeq names its product peptidylprolyl isomerase. The record is from RefSeq and is a predicted model, not a curated record. Gene Ontology annotation, biological process: protein folding; protein peptidyl-prolyl isomerization. The transcript has 4 exons. NCBI's taxonomy places the organism in Eukaryota, Fungi, Ascomycota, Eurotiomycetes, Eurotiales, Aspergillaceae. Bases 1 to 498 code for a protein of 165 amino acids. Gene Ontology annotation, molecular function: peptidyl-prolyl cis-trans isomerase activity.